This is a messenger RNA of Macrosteles quadrilineatus (aster leafhopper), 733 nucleotides long. Its product is annotated as 60S ribosomal protein L15-like. Gene Ontology annotation, biological process: cytoplasmic translation. The record is from RefSeq and is a predicted model, not a curated record. Bases 80 to 694 code for a protein of 204 amino acids. Gene Ontology annotation, molecular function: RNA binding; structural constituent of ribosome. Gene Ontology annotation, cellular component: cytosolic large ribosomal subunit; ribosome. NCBI's taxonomy places the organism in Eukaryota, Metazoa, Arthropoda, Insecta, Hemiptera, Cicadellidae. The transcript has 5 exons.
CAACUCCACGUGUGAAUUAUUCUUACUCUUUCCGGCUGUGGAUUUAUAUGCAGCAUAGGUUAUCUUCGUAGGCAUCAAGAUGGGUGCCUACAAGUACGUACAGGAGUUGUACCGCAAGAAACAGAGCGAUGUGUUGAGGUUCUUGCUGCGUAUCCGAGUGUGGCAGUAUCGUCAGAUGACCAAGAUGCACCGAGCACCUCGCUCAACACGACCUGACAAAGCGAGGAGACUCGGCUACAGGAAUAAGGAAGGGUUCUGCAUCUUCCGUAUUCGAGUUCGCCGUGGAGGCCGCAAGCGCCCUGUGCCCAAGGGAGCCACCUACGGCAAGCCUAAGAGCCACGGAGUUAAUCAGCUGAAACCCGUGCGAAACCUCCAGUCUGUAGCCGAGGAGCGAGUGGGUCGCCGCUGCGGUGGCUUGAGAGUUCUCAACUCUUACUGGGUGGCUCAAGACUCUACGUACAAAUACUACGAAGUGAUCUGCGUUGACCCAUCACACAAGGCCAUCCGGCGAGACGCGAAGGUGAACUGGAUCGUGAACGCAGUUCACAAACACCGUGAGAUGAGAGGCAAGACCUCGGCUGGUAGAAAGUCCCGAGGUCUGGGCAAGGGCCACCGCUUCUCCCAGACCAAGGGAGGCUCCCGUCGCGCUGCCUGGAAGAGGAGGAACACGCUACAGCUGCGCAGGAAGCGUUGAUGUUAGCGUUUUACUUAUUAAACUUUACUUUAAACCCAG